AUGGCUCAUUCCACCGACGAACGAGACAACGGCUUCAAAACGACCCCAUUUUUACGAGUCAAAAAGCUGUCGGACAAAGCUAUUCUGCCCUCGAGGGGCUCUCCACUUUCCGCCGGCUAUGACCUCUCUAGCGCGACGGAGACCAAAGUCCCGGCCAGAGGCAAAGCCCUAAUUCCGACUGAUCUGAGCAUCGCCGUUCCUCCGGGAACUUACGCUCGCGUCGCCCCUAGAUCAGGUUUGGCUUGGAAGCAUUCGAUCGACGUGGGUGCAGGAGUGAUUGAUGCCGAUUACAGGGGACCGGUUGGGGUGAUUUUGUUCAAUCAUUCAGACACGGAUUUUGAAGUCAAGGCCGGUGAUCGGAUUGCGCAGCUGAUUGUCGAGAAAAUCGUGAUGCCUGAGGUUACUGAGGUCGAUGAUCUUGACUUGACUGUUAGGGGCUCGGGGGGAUUUGGAUCCACCGGUGUUUGA
Striga hermonthica is the source of this 468-nucleotide messenger RNA. NCBI's taxonomy places the organism in Eukaryota, Viridiplantae, Streptophyta, Magnoliopsida, Lamiales, Orobanchaceae. The record is from the annotation of a GenBank genome assembly.